AUGCAGGGGCCAGAUCUUGUUCAUCCUGCCAGUUUUCGGCAGCAUCCCUCAGUGCCUGAGGGGCUUUGGCUUCUUGUUCUGGGCAGCGUGGACCAGGGGAAGGUGUCGGUCCCUGCCUCCGGUGGGGAGGGCUCGGUGCAGAACGCAGUCAGGCUGGAUGGCAGCGGCAUGGGGCACCCUAGAUAUUUUAAUCAACUUUCAACUGGAUUGGAUAUGGUUGGAUUGGCAGCAGACUGGCUGACAUCAACAGCAAAUACUAAUAUGUUCACCUAUGAAAUUGCUCCAGUGUUUGUACUUUUGGAAUAUGUCACACUAAGGAAAAUGAGAGAGAUGGUUGGCUGGCCAGGGGGCUGUGGCGAUGGGAUAUUUUCACCUGGUGGUGCCAUAUCUAACAUGUAUGCUAUGUUGAUUGCACGUUUCAAGAUGUUCCCAGAAGUUAAAGAAAAAGGAAUGGCAGCUAUUCCCAGACUGGUUGCCUUCACGUCAGAACAUAGUCACUUUUCUGUGAAGAAAGGAGCUGCGGCCUUGGGUAUUGGUACAGAUAGUGUGAUUCUGAUUAGGUGUGAUGAAAGAGGGAAAAUGAUCCCGUCAGACCUUGAAAGAAGGAUACUUGAAGCCAAACAAAAAGGAUUUGUCCCUUUCCUGGUGAGUGCUACAGCUGGGACGACAGUGUACGGGGCGUUUGAUCCUCUCAUAGCUAUUGCGGACAUCUGCAAGAAGUACAAAAUCUGGAUGCACGUGGAUGGAGCAUGGGGUGGCGGGCUCCUGAUGUCAAGAAAACACAAAUGGAAGUUAAAUGGCGUUGAAAGGGCCAAUUCGGUGACCUGGAACCCUCACAAGAUGAUGGGCGUCCCACUGCAGUGUUCAGCUCUGCUACUGCCUCUCAGAACGGGACUGAUGCAGAGUUGCAAUCAAAUGCAUGCUUCCUACCUCUUUCAACAAGACAAGCACUACGACCUGUCUUACGACACGGGAGACAAGGCUUUGCAAUGUGGACGGCAUGUUGAUGUCUUCAAGCUAUGGCUGAUGUGGAGGGCAAAGGGAACCACAGGAUUUGAAGCACAAAUUGAUAAGUGCUUGGAACUUGCAGAAUACCUAUACAAUAAAAUAAAGAACAGAGAAGGGUAUGAAAUGGUGUUUGAUGGAAAGCCUCAGCACACAAACGUCUGCUUCUGGUAUAUACCUCCCAGCUUGCGCAGUAUGGAAGACAAUGAAGAAAGAAUGAGCCGCCUUAUGAAGGUGGCACCAGUGAUAAAAGCCCGGAUGAUGGAGUACGGCACGACCAUGGUGAGCUAUCAGCCCCUGGGUGACAAAGUGAACUUCUUCCGGAUGGUCAUCUCAAACCCUGCAGCAACUCACCAAGACAUUGAUUUCCUGAUUGAUGAAAUAGAACGCCUGGGACAAGAUUUAUAAUAAUUGGAUGUGAAAGUCUGUUCCUGGACCUCUAAGUAGACAAUUAAGUUGUCACAAACUGUGCGAAUGUAUUUGUAGUUUGUUCCAAAGUAAAUCUAUUUCUAUAUUGUGGCGUUCGAGUAGAGUACAGUUUAAAAUCAAGAAACAUGGCUCCUUUAAAGUACUUUCCUGAGUUUUAGAAUACCUCCUUAAUAAUUAGCUGCACAAAAAGCUGCAUUGAAACAAAUAAGGAAGAACAGAAGAUACUUAAAACUUUAUCCCCAGUUUAAACACAGCAACUACUUUAAAUUAAAAGCAAUCAGAUUGUAUGACGCCAAAUUUGCCCAAAAUGAUGACAAAAUUAAAUUGGGGGAAGUGGGAGGGGGCGGUGAGAAGCAGAGUAUGCAAGCUGUAUGUUUAAAAGUGAAAGUAUUUUGCCUUUUUCGUAGUAUUAGAACAGAAUUUCUAAUUUACCUAUAGUAACAUUUCAAAUGUAUUUAAAUAGGUAUAGUUUUACAAAAGGAAAUAUAUAUAUAUUAAAAAAAUCCUAUUUUGUAAACUAUAUUUUUAUUUUAUAUGGGUUAUAAAACUGCAAGGACAGAAGCUGAAAAUUAACUAGGAUUCUUUUUCUUUUAAAGGAGGUGCCUCAAAUAUUUAUUACUGCUUAUUUUAAAAUACAAGCCCACAUACUACAUUCUU
Messenger RNA from Eurypyga helias (sunbittern), 2091 nucleotides. RefSeq names its product glutamate decarboxylase 2-like. Gene Ontology annotation, molecular function: glutamate decarboxylase activity; pyridoxal phosphate binding. Gene Ontology annotation, biological process: GABA shunt. The record is from RefSeq and is a predicted model, not a curated record. Bases 1 to 1413 code for a protein of 470 amino acids. Gene Ontology annotation, cellular component: cytoplasm. The transcript has 14 exons. NCBI's taxonomy places the organism in Eukaryota, Metazoa, Chordata, Aves, Eurypygiformes, Eurypygidae.